AUGAUCUUCUCUUUUGUGCAUGCCCUAUGUACGGUAGAGGGUCGUCGGGACUUAUGGGCUAAGCUUUUAGCUGAUAAGCCUCAUUCACUGCCUUGGUGUAUCGGGGGAGAUUUUAACGUCAUUGUGAAUGGCCAUGAAAAACGAGGGGGGCGCCCAUUUAUGGUGUCGGAAGGGAGCGAAUUCCUGGCAUUCAUGGAGGAGGCUGAGAUCUUUGAUGCUGGAUUUUCGGGGUUGAGCUAUACAUGGUGCAAUAAUAGGCGGGGUAGGGCUAGAAUUUGGAAGAGAUUGGAUAGAUUGCUCAUUAAUGGGGAGUGUUCAGAUUUGGCUUCGGCAAUUUCAGUUGUGCAUCUGGCACGACAUCCGUUAGACCAUGCCCCGCUGAAAAUUUCAUUUGCUUUGAGAAUGGACAAUGGGCCGCGGCCGUUUAGAUUUUUAAAUGUUUGGACGUCCAAACCGGAGUUGUUGGGGGUCAUUAGGGAGGCAUGGGACACUGAGGUGCAAGGGUCGCCGCUUAGAGCCCUGUGCUCAAAGUUAUUAACUGUUCGCCGGGCGAUUCAGUUGUGGAAUAAACAACAUUUCGGUGAUAUUGGAACAACUGUUCGGGAAGCAGAGGUGGGGCUUUCAAGGGCCGAUGAGGAAUUAACACAUGACAGGUCUGACGGGGUUCUCGAGAACGUUCACAGGGCGCAGGCAGAGCUUAAUCGGGCUUUGGCAAUUGAGGAAUAG
Messenger RNA from Coffea eugenioides, 726 nucleotides. RefSeq lists its product as uncharacterized. The record is from RefSeq and is a predicted model, not a curated record. NCBI's taxonomy places the organism in Eukaryota, Viridiplantae, Streptophyta, Magnoliopsida, Gentianales, Rubiaceae. The coding region runs from base 1 to 726 and encodes 241 amino acids. The transcript has a single exon.